Molecule: messenger RNA, 564 nt
Organism: Lactuca sativa (garden lettuce)
Lineage: Eukaryota; Viridiplantae; Streptophyta; Magnoliopsida; Asterales; Asteraceae
Source: RefSeq, a predicted model, not a curated record
AUGGCAGGGGUACAGGCAAUGGUGUGGAUAAUGACGGAUCAAAAGAUGGAAGAAACAAGGCGUUUACUUCAACAAAGUAAGGACGAGCUUACUGUGCCAGUAUGCCAGGCACCUACUAUUGAGGCAACCAUCUGGGUUACUAAGUCAGUCGAAGAAAUGAUCGAAGAUAGGAUCGCUAACAAGGUUAAAGUUGGCAAGAAGAGGAAAUUUGAGGGGUCUUCAAGAUCUAACAAGAACAACAUUUUCUCAAAAUAUGGAGGAGGAGGUGAAACAAAAUGGUGUAGCAAAUAUGGAAGGAAACACAACGAGAUAUGCCCUAAGGAAGUGACCUGCUCCAAAUGCGGGAAGACUGGUCACUAUGCCCACAAAUUCUCAACCAAGGAGGUAGUUUGCCUUAAGUGUAGUGGAUAUGGACACUUCAAGCAAGAUUGGCCAAUGAGAGCUACAACGCCAAAUGUACCGUUGAAGCACUAUGAGAGAUGCCACGAAGAGGUCACUUGCUACAAAUGUGGAAAGACAGGGCAUUAUGCCGGCAAGUGCACAUCCAACAAGAGGGUGUGCUAA